AGUAUCGGUAUGUGACACGCACGAUAUAACCGAGAGCUUGCCAGCGGUAAGUCAAAGGUGUAUGUAAGAUAACAUAAUAAGGAAGAAAGAAAAUAGAAAGAGGCAAUAAAGGCAGAAGUGAACAAAAUAUUUUAGCUUUAUAUUUUAUAUUCAUGGCGAAAAACUGCUUCGUCCGUCACCAGAUAUCGGCUCGAAAAUCUAUUGGCAACGAUGAAGUUGACUACGACAAAAUGUGAAAGCAUUUAAUAGUACCUAAUUGUAUGAAACUACUUGUCAAACGAUAUCAUGUAGUUAUCGUCCAAUGUGAAUACGUCCAAUCUUGAGAUAUAUCUGGAAGACAAAAAAAACGAAUUUCGAUUCCAAAAAAAUCGAUUUUGACGAAAAAUUCGAUCAUACUUGACUCUUAUCUGAUAAUACUCUCUCCCCCCCCCCCCCUUGCUAUUUUGUUUGUUUGUUUCUAGGUUACAAACAGAAUUUGAAAAUGAAAAGAAAAUCGAGUUUGAUCGAAGUUUGUUGUGAAGUCGAUAAUACCACUAACAGUUUCGAGAAGAAAUUAAAAGCGAAUUUUGCUAAAAACUACGGUCAAAGUGUCAAUAUGUAUAAAAACACUAGUUGGUACAGAGCUUUGAUGGAUGCAGAAAAAUCAUGUUUGAAAGAAGAUAAAAUAAAAAAGCUUCACUAUAAGUUUGAUGAUGACAAAGAAAUGGUAGAGGAGUAUAAUGUAGACACUCAGGUUUUAUUGCGACGGGCUUGGAAAGUCAAAAGAAAACUUGGUGGAGAGGGACAAUGGUCUGUAGAAAUUGGUGAUCCAAUCCCAAAUGAUCAAUCAUCUAUAGAAACAGUUGAUAUUGUAGAAAGUAAAGAUCAGCCGAUUGUUACUCGAAGGAACACCCGUAUUAAUUUGGAAUGGCGCAUUAGAAACUUACCCUAUCCUAUUGAAACUUAUUCUAUAAGUGCCAACAACAAUGAUAAAUGUAUUACAGUACGAACAACAAACAAAAAAUAUUUCAAGAAAUUAAAAGUUCCUGAACUGGAGAGGCUCAACAUCCCUCUGGAACAAGCUAAUAUAUCUUCUACUCAUCAGUAUCAGACUCUUAUUAUAAUGUAUAAAAAGCCAACGCAGCUCUUAGAAAUGGAAAAAGAUUGGUAUGAAGAACUGAAAAAGGUGAAACCUAUCAAAGAUAUACCUAGUGACUGUAAAACACAAUGAAUAUUGACGAUAAAGUAUCAUGAACACUAUGUGUCUUUAUUGAUACCUAUUAUGGUGGUUUUUAAAACUUUGUUGAUGUCUUACUUUACUUGAAAUAAUAAAACAGCUCUUAAGUUGUUUAAUUUGAGAUUUAAUAGUGUAUUUAUGUUUGGUACAAUUAUGAAACAGAGGUCAUGAUGUCCAUAAUGAAUGUAUGUCCAGAAAUAUUAGGAACCAAACGAUAAUAAAUUGUUAUAUC
This is a messenger RNA of Diatraea saccharalis (sugarcane borer), 1448 nucleotides long. NCBI's taxonomy places the organism in Eukaryota, Metazoa, Arthropoda, Insecta, Lepidoptera, Crambidae. The record is from the annotation of a GenBank genome assembly.